Molecule: messenger RNA, 2835 nt
Organism: Triplophysa rosa
Lineage: Eukaryota; Metazoa; Chordata; Actinopteri; Cypriniformes; Nemacheilidae
Gene: pde9ab
Product: phosphodiesterase 9ab
Exons: 19
Coding region: 796-2352 (518 amino acids)
Biological process (GO): cGMP catabolic process
Molecular function (GO): 3',5'-cyclic-GMP phosphodiesterase activity
Source: RefSeq, a predicted model, not a curated record
AGCAAUGCAAAGGUUGUGCGUAUAAAAAUACCCUGAUGGUAUUGUCUUCUGCCAUUUUGAAUGUAACUGCAACCUUUUUCGAACGCCUUCUUAGCCAUAUCCGAUUGACAAGAAACUCCUUUCAUAAAUGUAUUUACAUCUCUUCAAUAACAAAAUGGUUCCCAUUAUCCAUUGCUACAUUUGACAGCAAUCCUUUGGUAAAUCAAUGUAUUUAGUAUAUCAGUGAAAAAGUUCAAAAUGGUCAAAAAUUGCUCAAAACAAAAUGUGUAAUGUAAGUCGUUUACUUUAAUGUCCAUAAAAUCAUCACCAGUAAUGUCCCAAUAUAAUUUACUUGUGGCUUUUUUUUAUCGAGUGUGUUUGGAUUGAUAUUCCAUGUGUCACUGUUUUGUAAUAGAUAUGCAUGUCGCCUCCAAGCAGUAGGUGACAUUGAGUACAUAGUCAGCUCUCUGUUGUAACAGUUCCUUGGCAACGCUGGAGAGCAGGGGACUGAGUGACAGGCUACUUAAAGAGCAGAGCUGAGGACCCCACCGAAGCUGGCAGCAUCCGUCGCCUUCAUCAGCAUGUUUCUUCGCAGCCAGAGAUUGAAUGGCACAUGCUGAUUUAUUUGCUGUUUUUUGUCCAGCAUUAUUCUACAGAUAUCUGUUUUAUAGCUUACAGAUCAAAUAUAUUUAAAUUAGUAGAUAGGUAUAUAAAUGUGUUGGUCCUAUGUAUAUAUAAACUGAAUAGAAGUAAAUAAUUUUUUUAUUUUAAAGAAUACUUUGCUGAUCCAGACCUUCAUCAACAACAGAGGUCAUCAUGGGGUCAAGUUCUUCGUCUUAUGCUCCCAAAACGAUUUAUCUGGACGUGGAUGGAAAAGUGCAAAGAGUGGUUUUCAGUCGACAUUGCAGCCCAUGUGAUAUCAAGGAGCUUCUCUAUUCAUCAUCCAAUAUUGCCAGAAACACAGCUAUCCUUUUGGUUGACCCAGAAGGAGCAUUGAUAUCUAUUGACCCUACCAUGCCUGCAAACAAUCCAAAUUUGUAUAAGGUUGUGCCUCAUUCCACAAGCCAAGGAGGAGAGAAAGAAGACAUGUUCCAGAAUGUUCUGUCACAAGUGGCUGAGCAGUUCAGCAGAGCCUUCAGAAUUAAUGAGAUAAAGACUGAAGUGACCAACAGACUGGCCAUGCUGGAGAAGAGAGUUGAAUUGGAAGGACUGAAAGUGGUGGAAAUUGAGAAGUGCAAGAACGAUCUGAAGAAACUAAGGGAUGAAAUGACCUCUAGAGGAGGAGUGAGAGUGAACUGCAACUCCAAAUACAACUUUACUGAUGAUGGAAAAAAACUCUCUCCCAGGAGAGACGUUCCAAGCUACCCAAAGUACACACUUUCUCAUGAGACUAUAGAAGCUUUGAAGAAGCCCACCUUUGAUGUUUGGCAUUGGGAACAUAAUGAGAUGCUUAGCUGUUUGGAGUAUAUGUAUCAUGACCUUGGACUGGUUAAGGAGUUUAACAUGAACCCAAUAACUCUUAAAAGAUGGCUGCUGGCAAUUCAAGAAAAUUACCGUGAAAACCCUUUCCACAACUUCCGCCAUUGCUUUUGUGUGAGUCAGAUGAUGUACGGAAUGAUCCAUCUGUGUAACCUUCAGGAGAGGCUGACUAUGACAGACAUGUGUAUUCUGAUGACUGCAGCAGUGUGCCAUGACCUGGACCACCCGGGAUACAACAACACGUAUCAGAUUAAUGCUCGCACUGAGCUGGCUGUGCGCUACAAUGACAUCUCUCCGCUGGAGAACCAUCAUUGUGCUGUGACUUUCCAAAUCCUCUCCAUGCCCGAAUGCAACGUAUUCGCCAACAUAGAGCCCGAGUCAUUCAAACAGAUUCGACAGGCAAUCAUUACUCUCAUUUUGGCGACGGACAUGGCCAGACACGGAGAGAUACUGGACUCCUUCAAACAGAAAGUGGACAACUUUGACUUUACCAAUGAGGAGCACAUCAAAUGUCUAAAGAUGGUCUUGAUCAAGUGCUGUGACAUCUCGAAUGAGGUCAGACCCACCGAGGUGGCAGAGCCAUGGGUGGACUGUUUGCUGGAGGAAUACUUUAUCCAGAGUGACCGAGAGAAAUCAGAAGGUCUUCCUGUGGCUCCGUUUAUGGAUCGUGAAAAAGUCACCAAGCCAACGGCACAAAUCGGCUUCAUUAAAUUUGUCCUCAUCCCGAUGUUUGAGACGGUCAUGAAGCUCUUUCCUCAGAUUGAGGAGAUCAUGGUUCAACCCUUGAGGGACUCUCGUGACCAUUACGAAGAACUGAAGCAGAUAGAUGAUGCCAUGUCAGAGGCACAGAAGAAGAAAACAGAGAGCUUGUCUUUGGGUGGAAAGAAGAAAUAGACAAGCUGCUUCUUUUAUGGGAUCGAAGGCUUGUCCAGCUUCCAGUUUCUUGAAACUGAGGUCUUGAAUUGUUUGGGCUCUCCAAGCACCCUAUUUCUGAAGGAGAGUGUUGGACCUCCUUCUGUGAAGCAUCAGAAUGUCCAGAAAAGGAGAUCACAGUGAGGAGAGGAGUCUACAUGAAUCAUUAUUUGUUUGCACUGUUGUUAUUAAGUGCUUUUUUCAAAGGCUAGAAUACAAUACUUGGAACUCAGAUUUAUAGCUCAAGGAUGUUGUUCAAUACAUUACAUGUUACUGUUACGAUGCGGUACGUUUUGAAAAUUUGGGCAUUGAGAGAGUUUUGCAUGAGCUGAUGACCAAAGUAAUGUUUUUUUUUUGCAUUCUAAAAAUACAUUUGCAUAGCAGUUAUAGAUCAUAUGUACUCGAUUUAUUUAUCUCCAAAUAAAAACUUAUUAACCAUGAAAGAGGAAAUCAAUAAAAUAUUUU